This is a messenger RNA of Eleginops maclovinus (Patagonian blennie), 4570 nucleotides long. It is a transcript of the gene gatad2ab, whose product is annotated as GATA zinc finger domain containing 2Ab. The coding region runs from base 152 to 2071 and encodes 639 amino acids. The record is from RefSeq and is a predicted model, not a curated record. Lineage: Eukaryota; Metazoa; Chordata; Actinopteri; Perciformes; Eleginopidae. Gene Ontology annotation, cellular component: NuRD complex. The transcript is spliced from 11 exons. Gene Ontology annotation, molecular function: sequence-specific DNA binding; zinc ion binding. Gene Ontology annotation, biological process: negative regulation of transcription by RNA polymerase II.
CUCAUUAUCUGGCAAACGGAGUGGCAGCGGACAGAAGAGAGGGGAUCCCCGGGAUUUUUACACUGAAGCCAGCGUAAUACUAACAUCAAACAUCUGAAAAUCGCAGGGGGAAACUCGGUCAAGCUCCUCCCAGACUUCGGUGAGAGCAGCCAUGUCAGAGGAGAAGGUGCGUCAAACGCGCAGCCAAAAGCGGGCUCUGGAGAAGGACCAUGAUGCUCCUGAGGAGACCCUGGAGGACCUGGACAGUAAACGGGUAAAGCUGGAGAAAGGUGAUGCAGCCGAAGCUCCCCUGGCCCUGGAUGGAUCUGAACCUGAGGGAGACCAGCUAAAGGAGCAGCCUGCUAAAGUAGCAAACAGCAUCCUAAAAACCGGGGAAGUGAAGGCCACUAUAAAGGUGGAGGUGCCGACUGGAGACGAGCCUGUUGACAUGAGCACAUCUAAAAGUGACAUUAAGAAUGAGCGUCAGCCGGCAUCGCCUGAUGAUGUGAUCGUGUUGUCCGACAACGAGCCAUCCAGUCCUGUCAUGAACGGCCACUGCUUACCUGACACGGAUAAACUUAUGAAGAGUUCUCCUGAGGAGAGGGAGCGCAUCAUCAAACAGCUGAAGGAGGAACUCAGACUCCAAGAGGCCAAGCUGGUGCUGCUGAAGAAACUACGACAGAGCCAGAUUCAGAAAGAGAGCACCGUGCAAAAGUCGUCUGGCUCUGUAGCCACACCUCCUCCUCUGGUGAGAGGUAGCAUGACAUCCAGCAAAGGACCCCUUCAGGCGACAGGUCGAAGCUCAGGCACGGUGAUCCCUCCUCCUUUGGUGCGGGGUGGGCAACACAUCCCGUCCAAACACAACUCUCAGAUUUCCAUGCCACCCCUGGUCAGAGGGGCCCAGCAUAUUGCGAUUACUCCCCAGCAGAUAGCCAGUCUACGUCAGCAGCAGCAUCAGCACAGCGGCUCAGGCCCCCCCCCACUCUUGCUGGCUCCCAGGGCUUCUGUGCCAAAUGUCCAGGUCCAGGGCCAGAGGAUCAUUCAGCAGGGACUCAUUCGGGUGGCUAAUGUGGCCAACAGUAAUGUCAUGGUCAACAUCCCUCAGGCUUCUCCAACCAGCCUCAAAGGCUCUUCAGGGUCACCCAACUCUAACAUCAAUGACUCCCCAGCCAGCAGGCAGGCGGCUGCUAAGCUUGCUCUGCGUAAGCAGCUGGAGAAGACGCUGCUGGAGAUCCCUCCGCCUAAACCUCCCGCACCUGAGUUCAACUUCCUGCCUUCAGCAGCCAAUAAUGAGUUUAUCUACCUGUUGGGGCUGGAGGAGGUGGUGCAAAAACUUCUGGAGAUGCAUGGCAGGGGUAAUCUGGGCCCAGCUGCUGCCAUUGCCAGCUCCAUUCCCAAAGAGCCAUACACCUGCGCCCAGUGUAAGACAGACUUCACUUCCCGCUGGAGGAAGGAGAAGGCUGGGACCAUCCUCUGUGACCAAUGCAUGUCGUCCAAUCAGAAGAAGGCCCUGAAGGCUGAGCACACCAGUCGGCUGAAGGCGGCCUUCGUUAAGGCACUCCAACAGGAGCAGGAGAUCGAGCAGCGUAUCCUCCAGCAGGCGGCCUCCUCUGCCUCUAAAACCACCUCCUCUACUUCACUCUCCAAGAACGAUGUGCUGGUGUCGCAGCAGUACAAGCAGGUCAGGGCCGCCAUGCAGCACAGGUCUGUGGCUGGACACCACUCCAUCAAGCAGGGUCACAUGUCACACGGCAUCCAGUCGAUGAGUGCUCGUGGGAUGGCCCACUCUUUCACUUCCACCUCUCAGCUGCAGAGUGCGAUGGCGGCAGCAGCGCUGGGCAGCAGGGCGGGUAAGCACGCUGCCGCACGCCCCAUGCAGCAUGGGGGUAAGGUCAGCGCUGGGAGCAGUAACCAGGGCAACGUGGCUAAUUGGAGGAAGCAGACUGGGGGCAACACAGGUGUGACUAUGGCCUAUGUGAACCCCAGCUUGUCUGCCCAUAAGACCACCUCUGCUGUCGAGCGUCAGCGGGAGUACCUGCUGGACAUGAUUCCCUCCCGCUCUAUCUCCCAAGCAGCCAACACAUGGAAAUAAUGCAAUCUUCCCCCCUACUGACAUCAUAACUAUUACCCCUCUUAAUAUCAAUAACAGCCAUUCUCAUGAUCAUUCUAAUCCUUUCUAUGGACUCUGCUUCUGGCCAAAUGGUGCAGGGAAGAAUCAGCCUAAUUUCUUUUUGUUGGAUAGAGGUGUUCCUUCAGCUCUUUCUCAGAUAUUUCUGCAACCAUCUUCCUUACCUGAACCCUUCAUCCCAAACGGAGUUUCGCUGCAACACCGUGGGCUUCUGACCCAAAAGGAAUAUGUCGAAUUGAAUUUGGGUACCUCUUUUGGGGGUUCGGGUUUACAUGGGCGUGUACAAUUUUUUAAAACUUCUCCAGCGAUGUUGCCUCUCCCUCCUUGUAUGUUGGUUGAUCCUCUCUGUUGCACCAAGAGGAAUAACACGCGACCUCCCCUGCCUCUGGAUUAGGCUGGGACAAAAUAAUAAUCGCUCGUACACACGUUCAAAUCUUCGCCUUACGUCCUCCCCCUCUCCAGUCUGAGCCCGUCAGACUCAGGCCCGUGUGGUGGCCGAACUGAACUUUACUGAAGACCUCACCGCAGGGAUUGUGGUUGAGCUUCGAGGACCAUCCACCAUAAUAACUGCUUCAGCUUUGCAAAAAAAGAAAAGACUAAAAAAUAUCUUUAUCUGCACACAGACUUCCUCUUCUCUCAAACCCACAGCGUGUAUAGUAGAGAAGCUGACGUGUGUUUUUGUAUGGCUGAAUGUUAGGAUUUUGUCUUUUCAUCUGUAAGUCAUAUACUGUGUUUGGAAUAUUGUGCUCCCUGAUACUUUGGAAGUGGCCUCUUGUCGAGGUCUGAAUUUACAGGCUAAUGUUACUGUUGAGGUGGUUUUACAUCUGCUGGGUUCCAUGUUGUGACCUACUUUUAAAUACUUUGUUUUUUUCUUAAGACAAAGGGGAAGAAUAAAGAUAAGGGUUUCACUAAAUCAUGUAAAGACACGGAGCAUAUGUUUGGAGGACUAUUCGUAUUGAAUAUUGUCAAAAAAGAAAAAAAACUUCCAAAGAACUAGUGGAGCCCAAAUGGAAUCCCUUCUGCUAGAAGGCGUCUAGUUUAUUUGAACCCUCUCUGGAUAUAAACAUGAAUUCAUGCUAGACUGAGGGGGUGUAAGUAAUGUCAUAUUUUUGACAUUGUUUUGCUUUUAGAUAUAGGUUGUGGUGCAUUAUUUCUUUUCUUCUAUAGACAAACUGUCUCUGGGUUUAUUUAUAGGGUCAUGUUAGUAAAGAUAUAUGCUUAUGCCCUAAGUUUGAAUGGAUCUCCACCCAAAAUGAUUUGUUUUCUCUUGUGUGUCCAGUGGCUCCCACUCACCCUACGAUUGGUCUUAGAGAAGCUGGACAGCUUUCAGAAUGUAGUUAUGCAAAAACCCCUAUAGCAACAAAUGACAUGAACUUCUUAGUCUUUAACAUUAAGGUGUGUAUGAUUUAUGUCGGGUCCUUGAAUUGAUCUAAAUAUGCCUUUCACAUGAUCUAUAGUGCAUUUUAUCAGGUUGCAGCAGCACAGGAUAAGCUAGAGAAGUCCAUUACUACAUUCAACAGAGGAAUGCCAAAUGCUCGUGGAGAUAUUUUAAAAACUGUCUUUAAUUUCAGUCACUGUGGUGGUCCACGCAGACAUUUGUGUGGACAAUUGGAACUAAAUUCAAGAUUAAGGCAGGGUAACAAUGAUUGUGCAUAUUUUAAAAUCUGGAUGUUUUGAUAGCAAUAUGUUAAAAAAAAAAACCCUCAAUCCCAGCUGACAGUAGAGGCGGACCAUCCCUGCAGUUAUUUUCUCCAUAUCAAGUUUCUAUCGGUUUUAAUUUUCUCACAGAAACAAUGGGGAUGAUGAUGAUUUAAAUGUCUAUGUAAUUACACACCUAGAUUCUUGCUGCCCUGUUGCCUCACUUUUGAUUUCAUAAUUUAACCAUGAUGUGAUAAUCUAAUGCGACAUUGUCAGGAUGUGUGUCCUGUAUCCUGGGUGCGCUGUUCAGCUCUCUGAUCAUCAGGAUACUUAAAGAUGGUGCACUGCGGUUUUUAACUGGGCAGACUUCUAUCCCUCUGUACCGGGGUAUCAUCACUGUAGGUCUCGGGUUCAUUAAGGAUGGUGCAACAACACAGUAUGUACAGAAAUACAAGCAAAUGAAGUUUAAUUUAAAUCGCUUAAGAUUUUGUAUUUCUGUCCCAGAGUAGCAUCGGAAAUCUUCCUGGUAGUCUGUACAUUCCCGACAGGCAGAAGGUAGCAGCCCGCGUCUUGUGGAUGCAAAAAAAAUAAGCAAUCUGGAAAGAGCCCGUCAUUUUGUGCCCUCCUGAGUGUAAGCCUGUGCUGUCCUGACUACUGCCUGCUGCUGUUUGACAACAAAUUCACCAUUCCGUUUGUUUGGGGUCAGAGCUCUGCGACAUGCAGUGCGGCCCAAAUGGAAAAGAAAACAAUGUAUGAGAAGUAUUUGUUUGUUUUUUGGAUUUUUUCUGCUCUAUCAAAUAAUAAUAAAACUAAUUUUAACCCCUC